This is a messenger RNA of Ceratosolen solmsi marchali, 688 nucleotides long. Its product is annotated as peptidoglycan-recognition protein 2-like. Gene Ontology annotation, biological process: peptidoglycan catabolic process; innate immune response. The transcript is spliced from 2 exons. Gene Ontology annotation, molecular function: zinc ion binding; peptidoglycan binding; N-acetylmuramoyl-L-alanine amidase activity. The coding region runs from base 33 to 629 and encodes 198 amino acids. Lineage: Eukaryota; Metazoa; Arthropoda; Insecta; Hymenoptera; Agaonidae. The record is from RefSeq and is a predicted model, not a curated record.
UAAGAGUCUCAACAACUGACGUGGAACUCAACAUGAAUUCGAAAUAUCUAAUGUUUAUUGCCAUUAUUUUCUUUGGCACAUUUGCUAGUGGAUUAUGUAAUAACUUAACAAAUACUUUCCGUAUCAUAAGUCGUAAUGAAUGGGGCGCAGAACUACCGCGACUACCGCCCAUCGAACUGAAAGUAUACCCAGCUCCAUUUGUCAUUAUUACCCACACACUGACAGAACACUGCUCAAACGAACGUACGUGCGGCAAACUUAUUCGUGGAAUCCAAGACAUGCACAUGUUGCAGAUCGGUUGGAACGACAUUGCCCACAAUUUCCUCGUGGGCGGCGACGGGAACAUUUACGAGGGCCGCGGCUGGAACGUCGAGGGAGCUCACACUAGAAAAUUCAAUCACAGAAGCAUCGCCAUUGCGUUUAUGGGAGAUUAUUCGGAAACACCGGCUACGCAACAACAGCUGGAUGUAGUCAAAAACUUUAUACAAUAUAGUGCACAAGCAGGAAAAAUUGCGAGUAAUUAUAAACUCGUUUGUCAGCGGCAAGCAGAAUUUACAAGAAAUCCGGGCGAUAUUUUGUAUGAAAUUAUCAAAACGUGGGACCAUUUUGUUCCAGGACUCGUAUAUUAGUUUCAUUGCGAUGAACAUUACGGUAGGAACUAACAUUGAAAACAUUUAGUAAAAUGCAU